This is a messenger RNA of Ochotona princeps (American pika), 2168 nucleotides long. RefSeq names its product F-box and WD repeat domain containing 11 (gene FBXW11). The coding region runs from base 461 to 2134 and encodes 557 amino acids. The record is from RefSeq and is a predicted model, not a curated record. NCBI's taxonomy places the organism in Eukaryota, Metazoa, Chordata, Mammalia, Lagomorpha, Ochotonidae. Gene Ontology annotation, molecular function: protein dimerization activity. The transcript has 14 exons.
CGGGCCUGGCGCGGUGCCUCCCGAUCCCGGGGGAUCUCGGUGCCCGGCUCGCUGCUCCCCGCACCCCGGCCCUGUCCCGACUCCAGGCCCAGCUUUCGGGGGGCGACUCUCGCCCGUUCAUGCUGCAGCCAUAGGUCACAGCGGUGCUGGCGUCUCAUGCUGCUCUUUUGGGGACGGGAUCGCCACAUCUCCCCCCUCCACCCCCGUAUUUUUCUGGCCCAGGCCCGCACUGGGGCCGAAUGAUCGGCCAGGGCUGCCUCGGCCUCCGGGUCCGAAGAGGGGCUCUCAGCACCCUCUCUCUAACCCGCGGCUUGUGAGGAUGGCCGGGCUAGGUCCUCCGGGAUGGGGGGUGGGGGAGCUCUCGGAUCGGAGGCUGUGACGGAUCAGCGGCCGCGUCCCCGGGCCCCUGUGGUGUCUGGAGGCUUCUCGGACAAAGGGUUUCCUACCCAGCCGAAAAGGGAUGUUUGCACAGCAAGGCCCCAGCCAGUGUUCUGUGCCAAGGUCUUUGUGGCUAGGCUGCGCCAACCUGGUAGAGAGCAUGUGCGCACUGAGUUGCCUGCAGAGCAUGCCCAGUGUCAGAUGUCUCCAGAACACUUCAGUUAUGGAAGAUCAAAAUGAAGAUGAGUCCCCAAAGAAAAGUACUCUUUGGCAGAUCAGUAAUGGAACAUCAUCUGUGAUCGUCUCCAGAAAGCGGCCAUCAGAAGGAAACUAUCAGAAAGAAAAAGACUUGUGUAUAAAAUAUUUUGACCAGUGGUCUGAAUCAGAUCAAGUGGAAUUUGUGGAGCAUUUGAUUUCCCGAAUGUGUCAUUAUCAGCAUGGACAUAUUAACUCUUACCUGAAGCCCAUGUUGCAGCGGGACUUCAUUACCGCCUUACCAGAACAAGGCUUAGAUCACAUAGCAGAGAACAUUCUUUCCUACCUGGAUGCCAGGUCUCUGUGUGCAGCAGAGCUGGUAUGCAAAGAAUGGCAGCGAGUGAUCUCCGAAGGAAUGCUUUGGAAGAAACUGAUUGAGCGAAUGGUACGAACCGACCCUCUAUGGAAAGGCCUUUCGGAAAGAAGAGGGUGGGAUCAAUACCUGUUUAAGAACAGACCCACAGAUGGCCCUCCCAAUUCAUUUUAUAGGUCAUUAUACCCAAAGAUUAUCCAGGAUAUAGAGACUAUAGAAUCUAAUUGGCGGUGUGGCAGACACAACUUGCAGAGGAUUCAGUGUCGCUCUGAAAAUAGUAAAGGUGUCUACUGUUUACAGUAUGAUGAUGAAAAAAUUAUCAGUGGCCUACGAGAUAAUUCCAUUAAGAUUUGGGAUAAAACAAGCCUUGAAUGUUUGAAAGUGUUAACAGGACACACGGGCUCAGUCCUCUGUUUGCAGUAUGAUGAGCGUGUUAUUGUAACUGGUUCUUCAGAUUCUACUGUAAGAGUCUGGGAUGUGAACACAGGUGAAGUUCUCAACACGCUGAUCCACCACAAUGAGGCUGUGCUGCACUUACGCUUUAGCAAUGGACUGAUGGUGACAUGUUCCAAGGAUCGCUCCAUUGCCGUGUGGGACAUGGCUUCGGCCACCGAUAUCACUUUACGCCGUGUCCUGGUUGGCCACCGCGCUGCUGUCAAUGUAGUAGACUUCGACGAUAAGUACAUUGUAUCUGCUUCCGGUGACAGGACCAUCAAAGUCUGGAGUACGAGUACCUGUGAAUUCGUUCGCACUCUGAAUGGGCACAAGCGAGGCAUUGCCUGUCUGCAGUACAGGGAUCGACUGGUCGUCAGUGGCUCGUCAGAUAAUACCAUCAGGCUAUGGGAUAUUGAAUGUGGUGCCUGCUUGCGAGUCCUAGAGGGACAUGAGGAAUUGGUCCGAUGCAUCCGGUUUGAUAACAAGAGGAUUGUCAGUGGUGCCUAUGAUGGGAAAAUUAAAGUUUGGGACUUACAAGCAGCUCUGGAUCCGCGGGCCCCAGCAAGCACCCUGUGUUUGCGCACGUUGGUGGAACAUUCUGGACGUGUGUUCCGGCUGCAGUUUGAUGAGUUUCAGAUCAUCAGCAGCUCCCACGACGACACUAUUUUGAUUUGGGAUUUCUUAAAUGUGCCUCCCAAUGCCCAGAAUGAGACCCGCUCUCCCUCCAGAACAUACACAUACAUCUCCAGAUAACAGUCUGCACUUUCACCCUCUUCUGGGUUUCCUA